This is a messenger RNA of Caenorhabditis remanei, 1758 nucleotides long. RefSeq lists its product as uncharacterized. The record is from RefSeq and is a predicted model, not a curated record. Bases 1 to 1758 code for a protein of 585 amino acids. The transcript is spliced from 4 exons. NCBI's taxonomy places the organism in Eukaryota, Metazoa, Nematoda, Chromadorea, Rhabditida, Rhabditidae.
AUGCGUUGGAAUAUUCUUCUCCUCUUUUUCGCCCUUCUCGGGCCCUCAUAUUCUGCUCCAACCGACCCUCAACCGGAAAAACGUGUCACUCCCGACAGAAUCUGCUUCACUGAGCCAGCACAUCACUGCUCGACGGCUUUGGAGACAUCUAGAAACUCCAAAACGGUUUUGACUGGAAAUUCGAAUAAUUGUGCUGAUGUCAAGAAAUUCUGUACCCCGAACGUGGCUGCCUGCUACAUUGGCAACUCUUCUGAAAUUCUGGAUACUUGUGGUGUCCAAAUUGGUCAUGAUAGUGUUGGAAUUGAUCAAUUGUCGACUACAAGUGUUUCAACUCGUGCAACUUUCCCCACAACUCCUGCAACAAUUUCAACAACUCGCCCACCUGUUGAAACAACUGCAACUCCUAUUUCAACAACUCCCGCAACUUUGGCUACAAUUCCCGAAACUGUUGCCACAACUCGUCCAUCAGUUGUUACAACUCCCGCAACUCUUGCAACAACUCCUGCAACAAUUGCUACAACUCACGCGCCAGUUGUCACAACUCAUGUCACGGUUCCAACAACUCCCACAACUGUGCCAACAAUAACAGUUGCAACAACUCCAAUUCCAACAACAACAACCCCGAUUCCAACAACAACAACCCCGAUUCCAACAACAACAACCCCGAUUCCAACAACAACAAAAACUACAACAACAACUACAACAACAACUCCGAUUCCAACAACAACAACAACCACACCAAUUCCAACAACAACAACUCCAAUUCCAACAACAACAACUCCAAUUCCAACAACAACAACUCCAAUUCCAACAACAACAACCCCGAUUCCAACAACAACAACCCCGAUUCCAACGACAACAACAACAACAACACCAAUCCCAACCACAACAACAACCACAACAACUCCUAUUCCAACAACAACAACACCGAUUCCAACAACAACUCGUCCACCAAUUGUUACAACUCCUCCUGCAACUAUUCCACCAGUUGUUACAACUCCCGCAACUUUUGCUACAACUCCAGCCACCGUUGCUACAACUCCCGCACCAAGCUGCGCCCAAAAACUCGGAAUCAUCAAAAAUCGAAAUGUGGUCAAUCAAGAAUGCCAUCGUAAAAUUUUCGGCAAGAGUUCUCAACAUAAAGCUCUUGAAACUGUGUUCCAACUUUCGCUCUCUAACGAUUCUGAAAUCGACUAUAUUUUUUGUAACAUUACAUACAGAUUCGGCUGGUCCAUGAGUAAAGGUUUCGCUGACAUUAAGGCUGUAUGCGGUAUAGCCGAGAGAGAUCGAGUGUUGAAGAUAUUCUAUGAGUUGAGAGAUUGUAUGGAUUGCAACAAAUUUGGUUUCCCACUGGUUGUCGAUAUUAAUCCUUCUUCUGAUAUAUAUUUGGGAUCUACUGUUGCCACAACUCGUCAGCCAGUUGGAGCAACUCCAAGCUGCGUCAAAAAACUUGGAAUUGUCAAUAAUGAAAGUGUGUUCAAUCAAGAGUGCCUUGGUAAAUGGUCUGGCGUUCCAGAAAUCUAUAAACUAAUUGUAGAGAUGUUCCAAGAGUUGACCGCUGAAUCUUCGGCCGUCAACUAUUCUAUUUGUAAUAAAACGCACAUCGCCAGUUUCGGCCUGUCUCUGCAGUUCGCCAGAAUUAAGAAUGCAUGCGGUAUAGCCGAGAGAGAUCGAGUUCUGAACAAAUUCUAUGAGAUAAUAAAUUGUAUGGAUUGUAACAAAUUUGGUCUCCCAGUGGUUAUCGAUCUGAAUCCUUAA